AUGAGAAGAAGAGGUCCAGAUGAACUUCACACCACUUCUUACAGAAAGGGUCUCACACAUACUUGUAAGAACUGCCUACAACUAGGCCAUAACAAGGCAUCGUGUAAAAAUCCUACAAAUCCAAGGUCUAAACUUUACAAGGGAAACCCUGCAAAUGAGGAAAUUCAAAAUUCUCAAGGUGCUCCUCCAUCUUCCAGUCAAGGACCAUCAACCUCUGUUGCACCAACAAACUCUUCUACACCAAGGUCAAAUGUUUCUAGCUCUGUUGCACCAUCUUCUACUCAACCAAGUUCUUCCAUUCAAGAUCAAUCUGUUGCUGCACCAGGAAGGGUAUAUGUGGGAAGAAGGAAUGAGGGUUUACUAGGAAGAAGUAAGAAAAUCAAAAACCCGCGGGCAACAAAUCAAACACAAAGAGUGCCUGCUGUUGUACCAACGGUUCCUCCAACUUCACAAGCAGCUGUUCCUCCAAUGGCAACAGCUAAUGUUCCUCCAAAUGUUCCAAAUUCCAGCAACCCUCCUGUGCGCAAAAGGAAGCCUCAAAUAUCCGAAGUCCUUCAUAAUAUUAGGGAGGCUGCCAAGAAGAAACGCAUUUGGAAAGUUUGA
This is a messenger RNA of Erythranthe guttata (spotted monkey flower), 603 nucleotides long. The record is from RefSeq and is a predicted model, not a curated record. Lineage: Eukaryota; Viridiplantae; Streptophyta; Magnoliopsida; Lamiales; Phrymaceae.